UAAGUAAACUGAAGGUGCACAAGUCCAACCAGAGUCUGCAGUUUCUGGAGGACAGUCGGGUGCGUGUCAACUGCUCCAUCACCUCUCAAACCAGCCCGGACUCUCAGCAUGCUGUGUUGUGGUAUGCGCGGAAGGCCGAGGCAGGGGAGCCGGAUGAGCUGCUGUUGAAGAUCGAACACUCUGGAGCAUUCGAGUAUGGAGCGUACGCAGAGGAGGAACGUCUCCGCAGCCGUGUGCAGUCUGAAAGGCUCUCUCCUCGCCUCUAUGGGCUUACCUUGCACCGUGCCGAGACCAGCGACUCUGGAACAUACUACUGCCUUGUGGAGGAGUGGCUCAUGGACCCUGAUGGACUCUGGUAUCGCCUGGCACAAGACUCCUCCGGCUUCACACAUGUGGCUGUGAGACAGCCAGCGGUGAAGUUGCAGGUGGAGGAGGCAGAAUCUAAUAUCACAGUACCUGAAGAUGGAUCAAUCCGGCUGGGCUGCAGCAUUCUGUCUCAGUCUUCCAAAGAUUCCCGCUUCUCUGUAUCCUGGUAUGUGUACCGUUUGGGACAGGAGGAGGAGGAUGAACCAGAAUGCGUCUUUUCCAUCGGUCAUGAUGCAGUGUUUGGUAAUGGGAACUGCAGCCCUACGGAGGAGCCUGGUCCAAACUCUCGCCUGCAGUUUGAACGUGCCACCUCUGAACUGUACAGUCUGACCAUCCAGAAAGCUCGGUCCAGAGAUGCUGGCAAUUACUACUGCCAUGUGGAGGAGUGGCUGCUGAACCCACGCAAUGCCUGGUAUCGCCUGGCCACCAAUAACUCUGGAGUCACCAUUGUUAAUGUUAUGGAGCAGGUAUCGACCCUACAGUCAGUGGUUUGUUCCAACGACUCCCUCUUCUACUUCGUCUUCUUCUACCCCUUCCCUAUCUUUGGCAUCCUCCUCAUCGCGGUCCUGCUGGUGCGCUACAAGACCCGCAGCUCCAGCAAGAACCAAGAGGGCAAGAACGGAGCGCCGCUCUUGUGGAUCAAAGAGCCUCAUCUCAGCUAUUCCCCAACCUGUCUGGACCCCCCAGCCCUCAGCCUUCACCCCGGCUCUGUGGAGUAACAAUGACACGUGAUCCUGUCUCACUCAGAGACUCGCUCAUCUACUCUCUCUCUCUCUGACUCGCUCUCUGUUUUUCUUCUCCUCCUCGUCCGUGAUGAGGCCACCAGAAAGUUAUCUGGGUUUCUAGCCUGGCCUGUCAAUCCGUCCAUACGACUGACUAAGACCUUUCUCAGUUGAAGUUGCCAUGAUUAUGGUGGUUGCUGGCGCCGAUGCCUAGACAUUUGCUUUGCUUUCUUUUUCCUGAUCUUUUUUUAAAAUAUGAUUUUACUUUUCUGUGAGCCUUUUGAUGUGUUUUACCCGACUGACACCAAACUCCUUCCCUCUCUGGGAUCGGAAACAGCCGUUUCGUUUUGCUUUUUUACUCCCGUCUAUGAAGUCUGGUGAAAACCAUUACAUAUUAUUUGUUAUUUUGUCUGUGCUGAUUUUUGCUGCAGACGACUGGAAGGUCAUUGCUGGACUAUGAACGUUUCUAGAGACAAUGGUGUAUGGAUGAAGGAAGAAAAGGACAAUCUAUCCUCAGAAAAACUCGGAAAGCUGACAAAGGAUGUAUAUUGAUUUAGUUAGUGUGCACGUGCCACAGAACUGACCUAAGAACUGCCUUGGUUUAAGUGGAUCUAGACUAUGGAGAGCCCUCAUUGCCCACAGACUCAAGGAUAUACAUGAACUCCAGCUCAUCCUCACUGCCAAAUACCAAUACAACUUCAAAAGCCACAAAUUCAGAGACACUGAAUAGGAUUAGAUCUGGGUAACUCGAUGUUGGAAAAGACAGUGAGCUUCCUACACUGACAUGUUUCCUCAUCGCUGGUGCUUAGAUGUUGAUACAUGCCCCCAAAUCCCUCAUUUAAUUUCAAGGUCUUUUUGACAUUUUUCCAAUGUUAAGAAGUUCAAUAUAUCUCUAAAAACACCCUUGUGUGAUCUUGUUUGUGUAUAUAUGCACAAUUGACCCCACAUUUAGUGAGUUGUGGCCUCAGCGUCCUUGCAUUUUCAUAAUGCAAGGUUGAAGGGGGCAUUGAAGGAAUUUUCUCUCCGAAAUCUCUUGUAAAAACCGUUGUCUUGAGGGAGAAGGCAAACAGGACUAUAGACUCAAGGGACAUUCUCAGUGCCAAGAUCUUUUUAUCAUCAUACGUGCCCUUGUAAUGAUCCAGAAGGAAAGCGUUUAUUGGCAGACUUCUGCAUAUAUGAGUUAUGAAGGGAUUUGACUUGUUUUUUUUAGUAUAUAUUCUAAAUCACAUAAAGUGUUGUUGUUCUUCUCUUUAUUGGUUUGUGUUUGAAAUAUGGUGCCCGAUCUUUGUGUUACCGCUGAAAAAUUGUGAAAACUUAUUGCGCAGUGUCAUAACCUGUAACCUGUGAAGACCUACUAGAGUGAUUAUAUCUCUGAGGAUGAAUAUAGCAUCUAAAUUAUUGUUGGUCUCCAUGGACACUUUGAAAACACUGCCACAUUUUACCAUUGAAGAUGCUAUGAUCCUCACAUUAGCUUUGCGAACCACACUAGUCAUGUUUCCUUCAAGAAAGAUUCAGCCUCUAUACUGAAAGCAUUUAGAGCUUAGCUGUAGUGCGAAUGAUUGUUGUUCAUUUUUAUUUUAUUUCAACACGGACUAUGAAACACGACGUGUUAUCUAGGAACCUGCGGUCUGACACCAAACUGGAUGUCUCAUUAUAGACACCACUGAAGAUCUUAUGACUGUGCACCUUUCACUCCGCUCUCACAGAGCAUCAUCUGGGUCGCUGCCACCCUCGUGUAAUCUCAACAGUCAACAUCGAGGCUUUUCUGUAAAUGAAAUUUAGAUCCAUUCAAAGCUUGUGGUUGUCUUAUUUAUUGAAUCAUAAAACUCCUAGAUAGAAUAUGUGAACUUCAUAAAUGUGAAUAGACAGAAUGUGGCAGAAAUAGCAGUGAACAUUUAGGCAACUAUAAUUUGGCUACUUGCGUGCAGUGGCCUAGAGGAUUAUGGGAAAUAAUUCUGAACCAGUCUGAGAAUCUUCAUACAGAUGACACAGAGAUCUAUCUUUAUCGACAAAAUUUUGUUGAACUGUACAGUGCAUGAUGAUGAGAAAGGGGGACAUUUUAUUGAUGUCUGAAAGUUUUGUCGUGACAUCGUGUCAGAUUAAUGGCAUCGUCACCAUCUCCACUUUGAGGAAGGCCAAAGCACCUGUCAUUCUAACACAGCAUCUCGCAAAUGAAAUGCAAACUUCGGUUUGAUCAAUAGGUUGGCCUUCCUGAUGUAGGAGAUGUGUAGUGUGAUAUUGAGUGUGAUAUUGCGGUUCUGCUGUCGUUCAAUCUGUACAGACUUAUUCAGAACUCUAAAUAGUGUUUUUGUAGUUCAACAUGCCCAGCUGAAUCAUAAUGUUCUCACAAUGUUGUAAAUGCAUUUCGAGGGCUGCAUGUCAUGGCUGUGUACUGGCAGUAUACUGUAGCUGCAGAAAAACAAAACAAAUGACAAAAAAAGUUGUGUUGAUGUGUGUUCAGUUCAGCCAGUGCUGCUUUUUAAAGUGGUGAUUUUUAUGUUCUUUUUUUUAAAUAAGCAAAAUAGUGCACUAUAUAUAUAAAUAUAAAAAUAAAAAUAAAAAGUUGCCAUAGUUUUUUUUUUUUAUGGUUAUGUGUUUUUGUUGUACUCUACAUUUUUUGUGUUUUUUUAUAUCUAUACUUAUUUUAUUACAUUGUAGCAAUUGCUAUUAUGAAAAGGCACUUUGCUAUUGUCAGUUGAUUGCAAUAAAACAUUCAGUGCACCACA
Carassius auratus (goldfish) is the source of this 3814-nucleotide messenger RNA. Its product is annotated as immunoglobulin superfamily member 3. The transcript is spliced from 3 exons. The annotation marks the transcript as partial. Gene Ontology annotation, cellular component: membrane. Lineage: Eukaryota; Metazoa; Chordata; Actinopteri; Cypriniformes; Cyprinidae. The record is from RefSeq and is a predicted model, not a curated record.